GUGCAAUUUAAUUUUCCAGCAAUUUGUAUGCACGCUAGCACUGAAUUUUAAAUACAGAGAUAAGGUUAAUAGGUGCUGGGUUUUUUUAGGUCCUUACUCUAUUUUCCAGAGUUAUUUUGGCAUUCCUACCAAAAGGAAAGAAACAAGUGCAAACAAGAGGCUGGUGGGGAGUACAAAAUGAUGAAUGUAGAAGCUUUCCUCAUGGGUUAGGGCUUGUUCCUGAAAAACAGUGCUUGAUCCUUAUAUUGAAUAGUACAAUGUUUAGAGCUGGAAGAAAGCAACUUUGGAAACAGAGCAUUGGCAGAGUGAUUAAGCAAAAGCUCAAGGAAGAGAGGGAGGCUAAACGUGCUCAUCUGGACGGCAGGCAUGAUUACUUACUGGAUAUUGUUGCCUCUUGUGUGAAUUUGGACAAAGCAGAAGUAGAAGAUGCUAUUCUUGAUGGUAGCCAGAUAGAACGCAUUAACAGAUUCCUCACUCCUGGAGGUCUUCGUCAUCUGAUGUUCUACUAUCAAGAUGUGGAGGUAAUGGAUACAGAGUACUUUGGUCUUCCAGGAAUAGGAACAAACUCUCAUUUGACUAAGAAGAAGAAACUUAAAAUAUUUGUGACAGAGGGAAAAGAAAUUGCUUUAACUGGUGUAUGCAUUUUCUUCAUUAGAUCUAAUUUUUCUAAACCCAUCACAACUGAGAAUAUCUAUCAAGAAGUAAAUUUUCAUAUGAUGGAUAUAGGUCGAGAUGGCUUAUUAAAAAGUGUUGAGCAGUUGAUAUCAGAAAUAUUCAUCCCAGCCUUACAGACUAUGGACCAUAGCUGGGUUGAACCUCAACAAGUUCCCAGUAUUAAGCAGGACUUCCUUCGUGCCCUUGAAGCAUUUGUUAGUCUCCUGUCAGGAACUCAGCAAAGUCUGUUGGAAAAGGUCAGCCUGAAGAAAUGUGAAACAUAUGACCUGAAAACUCUAAGAGGACCUUCUGAUUACUUGAUGGUUGCUAACAGCAUAGAGGCUCUUGAAAAAAUAGAAGUUUGCAUGAAAGAAUGGACCAAACAAAUUGAACAGGUUCUUGCAGAAAAUGACCAGUUGAGAAAAGAAGCGGAUGACCUUGGACCACGAGUAGAGCUUGAUUAUUGGAAAAAGAAAUUGUCAAAAUUCAACUACCUUAUGGAGCAGCUGAAGAGCCCAGAUGUGAAGGCAGUGCUUGGAGUACUCACUGCUGCUAAAUCCAAACUGCUGAAGAAGUGGCGAGCAUUGGAUAUUCGCAUCACAGAUGCAGCAAAUGAAGCUAAAGAUAAUGUGAAGUAUCUGUAUUCUCUGGAAAAAUACUAUGACCCAUUAUACAACGGCGAUCCUGUGUCCAUGCUGGAUUCUAUUCCAGGGCUCAUAAAUGCAAUUAAAAUGAUUCAGAGUAUCUCUCAAUAUUACUACACUUCUGAAAAGAUCUCCUCACUGUUUGUGAAGGUUACCAAUCAGAUGAUCACAGCAUGUAAAUCUUAUAUUGCAAACAAUGACACAACCACCAUCUGGAAUCAACCGCAGGAGAGAGUUGUGGAAAAACUACAAGCAGCUAUUAGACUUAAACAGGAGUAUCAAAGUUAUUUCCACAAGAUAAAAGAGAAUUUGGAACAAAAUCCAGCUGGAAGACAAUUUGAUUUUAGUGAGAUGUAUAUAUUUGGAAAAUUUGAAGCUUUUCAUCGUCGUCUGGUAAAGAUAAUAGAUGUUUUCAAUACUAUGAGAACCUACUCAGUUCUACAGGAAUCUAAGAUAGAGGGAUUGGAAGAAAUGAUCACAAAAUAUCAGAGCAUUGUUGACAACAUGAAGAAUAAGCAUUAUGAUUUCUUGGAUCAGCGGAAGACUGAUUUUGACCAAGACUAUGAAGAGUUUUACAAAGACAUAAAUGAUCUUCAUGAUCAAUUAAGAAGUUUCAUGGACAUCACCUUUGAAAGUAUUUUGAACACUGAAAGGGCACUGAGUAUGUUGCAGAAAUUUGAAAGAUUGCAAAUCCCAAAUCUUGGCAUUGAUGAGAAGUAUCAGAAAAUAUUUCAAAACUAUGGCCAUGACAUAGAAACAGUCUGUAAGAUCUACACUAGGCACAAGAAGGACCCACCACUGGCUCGUAAUCUGCCUCCAGUAGCUGGCAAGAUCUUGUGGGCACGCCACCUAUUCCAUAGGAUCAAGGAGCCCAUGGAGACUUUCCAGAGACAUCCAGCAGUUCUGCGAACACCAGAUGGCAAGAGCAUAAUUCGCAAUUACAACAAAGUAGCAAAAGUUCUUAUGAAAUUUGAAGUGAUCUACCACAGAGAAUGGCUUCAGCAGAUUGAAUUAACUAAAAGAGGACUUCAAGCAACUCUCUUGGUAAAAACUCCAGAAACAGGAGAAUUAUUUGUGAAUUUUGACCCUCUAAUAUUAACUUUAAUCAGAGAGACAGAUUGCAUGGCUCACAUGUGCCUUGAAAUUCCACCAUUUGCAAGUGUUAUUCAGCAGCAGAGAGUCUGGUACAAGAAGAUUGUCAACAAUUUGCACGUGAUGUUGGCAGAAUACAAAAGAAUUAAACUGAAAAUACAACACCCUUUUGAACAACUAAUGUCUCCUCGAUUAGUAAAUGUAGAGGAUGCUAUCCUGCCAGGUCUAACAUUACUGAACUGGACAUCCUCAAAUAUUGAGAAAUAUAUUAAUACAGUCUUUUCUAAGCUAGCUGGGCUGGAGUUAUUGCUUGAUCGAGUGAAUGAUUUGGUUGAAUUUCGUAUUGAUGCUGUCCUUCAAGACAUGAAUAGAGUGCCACUCUGUAUGUUGCCAGAAGGUGAACCACAGAGCUGUGAGGAAUUUCUUCAAAAGACUAAUGAACUCUGUAUAAAAGCUUCUCAGACUUUACACUUAAAAAGCUCACUGGUGGAAGCCUCUGCUAAUGAUCUGAUUAACAUGUUACUUGACACUGAGGAACAGGUCAGUAAAGAAGAUGAGAGGUCAAUUGAACCCAGUGGUGAAAAAAGGGACAAUAGCACAGCUACAGGAGAGGAAAGAAGAUCAAAAAGCUUGACUUCCUCACAGAAUUCCAGUGAGAUGUGGGCUGGCUUCUCUCCUACAGCAAAGAGGAAGAGAAUAGAUUUAGAAAAAUUAGAGGAAGAUGCCAAUGAACUGCUUUCUUACUUCAAUAAUCGUAAUAUUGAUGCCCUUUUGAAAGUCAUACGAAACACUCUGGAGACCAUCCGGAAGCGCAUUCAUGCAUCAUCUACCAUCAAUUUCUUAGAAAAUCACAUUAUGUCUAAGCAGAAAAAAGGUGCUCAUCCUAUAAUUAGGACUAAUAUUACCCUAUCUAUCCCUAAUAUCAUCAUGACACCCUCUUUGGAUGAGGUACAGCAGACACUUAAUAAAGCUGUAGAUAGUAUUGUGAAAGUAAUGAAAGGAGUUCGACAGUGGAGUAAGGAGAGAAUAUCCAAGAAGGAAGUGUUAGAGACAAAAGUUGUUCUCUUGCGGUGUGGGAGCAGAGACAGUGAUUCUGAUGAUGGGAUGAAAGAGACUGGAAAGAAAAACAUCCAUGAUAAUGUAUCAGAUGCAGCAUCACUCAGUUCAUCUGACCCAGUGCAAAGCCACAACUACUUCAAGAAUGUUUCAGAGAACAAAGAAAUUAUUAAAUUAGUAUCUUUACUCAGCAGUGCCAUCAAUUCUACAAAAAGGGAAGUUCUUACAGCUUUGGAGAGUUUUAGUUGUUACCACCAUAUAUGGCAGAGGGACACGGAGGAAACCAUUGAUAAAUUAAUGGUGGGGAGCCCAUCACUCUCUGAAUUUGAAUCUGAAAUUCUGCAUUUCCAAGACCUGGACCUGAAAAUAAAUUCUGAGCCUGAAUACAUCUGCGUGGGAGCUAUUGCGCUGUACACUGCUGAUCUGAAGCUAGCACUGAGAUCAGAAACCAAAGCCUGGAUGACUUUGCUGGGGUGUCAUUGCAAUAAGAAGUACAGAACACAGAUGGAAGCAAUUUUGACUUUUAUAGAGGAAACUGGCAAGAAGUUAAAUCACAGCAUCACGGACCUGGAUGAUAUCAGAAUAGCCAUGUCAGCUUUAAAAGAGAUCAGAGAACUACAGAUUUCUAUUGACUUUCAAAUUGGCCCCAUUGAGGAAUCCUAUGCUAUGUUGAACAAGUAUGAUCUACUUGUUGCCAAGGAAGAGACAGAGAAGGUGGACACGUUGCGCUACACUUGGGAAAAACUGCUAAUCCGUGCAAAUGAAGUGCAGAAUGAGCUCGUUGCUUUGCAGCCAAACUUCAGAGGAGAGCUUAUUAGUGCUGUGAAGACUUUUACUGAAGACUGUGCACAGUUCUAUUCAGAUUAUGAUCAGAAUGGGCCAAUGGUGGUUGGUUUAACACCUCAGGAAGCCAGUGACAGGCUUACUAUAUUCCAGAAUCGAUAUGAUAACCUCUUUCAGAAAUAUAUUACUUGUACAGAUGGAGAAGAUCUUUUCGGUUUGCCAGUUACUUGGUGUCCUCAACUUCUUGAAAUAAAUAAGCAACUAAAUCUGUUGCAGAAACUCUAUAAUCUAUAUAACAGUGUCAUUGACACAAUCAAUGGUUACUAUGAUAUUCUUUGGUCAGAAUUAGACAUUGAAAAAAUUAACGGUGAACUUAUGGAAUUUCAGAACAGGUGCCAUAAGCUCCCUCGUGCUGUAAAGGAAUGGCAGCCUUUUCUUGACCUAAAGAAGACCAUAGAGGACUUCAGUGAAUGUUGCCCAUUGCUUGAGCACAUGUCAAGUAAAGCAAUGAUGCCUCGGCACUGGAAGCAGAUUAUGGGUCUCACUGAACACAGAUUUGACAUGGAGAGUGAAACAUUUAAACUGAGGAAUUUAAUGGAAGUUCCACUAUUAAGAUAUAAAGAGGAAAUAGAGGAUAUCUGCAUAAGUGCUGUGAAGGAGAGAGACAUUGAGCAGAAGUUAAAACAAGUGAUAGCUGAAUGGGAUAACAAGAUGUUUAUCUUUGCAAAUUUUAAAACUCGUGGGGAACUUCUUUUAAGAGGUGACAGCACAUCAGAAACAAUUGCUACCUUGGAGGACAGCCUGAUGACUCUUGGUUCUCUCAUGAGUAACAGAUACAACACACCAUUCAAGACACAGAUUCAGAAAUGGGUGCACUAUCUUUCCAACACAACAGAUAUCAUUGAGGACUGGCUGACUGUGCAGAACUUGUGGAUUUAUUUAGAAGCUGUUUUUAUUGGUGGUGAUAUAGCAAGGCAGCUUCCAAAGGAAGCAAAGCGUUUCUCUAACAUUGAUAAAUCCUGGGUAAGGAUCAUGACCCGAGCUCACGAAACACCCAAUGUUAUUCAGUGUUGUGUUGGAGACGAAAUAAUGGGACAGUUAUUGCCACAUUUACUGGAACAGCUUGAAAUCUGUCAGAAAUCGCUCACAGGGUAUCUGGAAAAAAAGCGCCUUCUAUUUCCACGAUUCUUCUUCGUGUCAGAUCCUGCUCUCUUAGAAAUUCUUGGCCAGGCAUCCAACUCUCACAGUAUACAGGCACAUCUGCUGAAUGUGUUUGACAACAUUAAAACUGUCAGGUUCCAUGAAAAGAUAUAUGAUCGUAUAUUGUCAAUUAGUUCACGAGAGGGUGAGACUGUAGAGCUGACUAGGCCUGUAAUGGCUGAAGGAAAUGUGGAAGUUUGGCUCAGCUCUCUGUUGAAGGAAGCCCAGCUAUCACUACAUCAAGUUAUUCGCCAAGCAGCUAUGGACAUCCAGGAAAUGAGUUUCCAGAUUACUGAAUUUCUUUCUACUUAUCCAGCCCAGGUCGGGUUAUUGGGGAUCCAAAUGAUUUGGACAAGAGAUUCAGAAGCAGCUUUGACUCUUGCCAAGCAGGAUAAAAAAGUUAUGCGCAAGACGAAUCAGUUUUUCUUGGAUCUUCUGAACAUGUUGAUAGAUAUGACAACAAAAGAUCUUAGUCCAGUUGAGCGGGUUAAAUAUGAGACAUUAAUCACUAUUCAUGUCCAUCAGAGGGACAUUUUUGAUGGUCUUUGCUGCAUGCAUAUCAAGAGCCCUACAGACUUUGAGUGGCUGAAACAAUGUAGAUUUUAUUUUAAUGAAGACUCUGAUAAAAUGGUGAUUAAGAUGACUGACGUGAGCUUCACAUACCAGAAUGAAUUCUUGGGCUGUACUGACAGGCUUGUCAUAACACCUCUUACAGACAGAUGUUAUAUCACUUUGGCUCAAGCUUUGGGCAUGAACAUGGGUGGAGCACCUGUGGGACCUGCAGGAACCGGAAAAACUGAAACUGUGAAAGAUAUGGGACGAUGCCUUGGAAAAUAUGUAGUGGUAUUCAACUGUUCAGAUCAGAUGGAUUUCCGAGGACUUGGGAGGAUCUUCAAAGGUCUUGCUCAGUCUGGCUCCUGGGGUUGCUUUGAUGAAUUCAAUCGUAUUGAUUUACCAGUGCUAUCAGUUGCUGCACAGCAAAUAGCAAUUGUGUUGACAUGUAAGAAGAAACGUAAAAAGAGAUUUAUUUUUACUGAUGGAGACAAUGUAGAAAUGAACCCAGAAUUUGGCAUCUUUCUUACUAUGAAUCCAGGAUAUGCUGGACGGCAAGAACUUCCUGAAAACUUGAAGAUCAAUUUUCGUUCAGUGGCUAUGAUGGUUCCUGAUCGUCAAAUCAUAAUUCGUGUUAAAUUGGCUAGCUGUGGUUUCAUUGCUAAUGUUGUGUUGGCAAGGAAAUUCUUUACACUGUACAAGCUGUGUGAAGAACAACUGUCAAAGCAGGUGCAUUACGAUUUUGGCUUGCGGAAUAUAUUGUCUGUGUUGCGUACACUUGGAGCAGCAAAAAGAGCAAAUCCCACAGAUACUGAAUCUACCAUUGUCAUGCGUGUGCUGAGAGAUAUGAACCUGUCUAAGCUAAUUGAUGAAGAUGAACCCUUAUUCCUGAGUCUAAUUGAAGAUCUGUUUCCAGAUAUCCAGCUUGAUAAAGCAGGCUAUCCUGAACUUGAAGCAGCCAUUGACAAACAGGUGGAGGAAUCUGGCCUUGUUUGUCAUCCUCCUUGGAAACUGAAAGUUAUCCAGCUUUUUGAAACCCAGAGAGUAAGGCAUGGAUUGAUGACACUAGGACCUAGUGGUGCAGGAAAAACUACUUGCAUCCACACCUUAAUGAGAGCAAUGACAGAUUGUGGACAGCCACAUCGUGAAAUGAGAAUGAAUCCUAAAGCUAUAACUGCUCCACAAAUGUUUGGACGCCUUGAUGUGGCAACAAAUGAUUGGACAGAUGGAAUAUUUUCAACGCUCUGGAGAAAAACUUUAAGAGCGAAGAAAGGUGACCACAUCUGGAUAGUUCUUGAUGGUCCAGUUGAUGCUAUUUGGAUUGAGAACCUUAAUUCUGUCCUGGAUGACAACAGAACUCUAACACUAGCAAACGGUGAUCGGAUACCUAUGGCACCAAAUUGCAAAAUAGUAUUUGAGCCUCAUAAUAUUGAUAAUGCUUCUCCAGCAACAGUUUCAAGAAAUGGGAUGGUAUUCAUGAGCUCAUCAGUUCUCACCUGGAGUCCCAUCCUUGAGGGAUUUUUGAAAAAAUGUUCCUUCCAAGAGGCUGAAAUUCUACAUCAGCUGUAUUCUUCAUCAUUUCCAGACUUGUACCGCUUCAGCAUUCAGUCUCUGCAUUGCAAGACUGAGAUGCUGGAAGCCUUUGUGAUUAUGCAGAGCAUUAAUAUGCUGCAGGGUCUUAUCCCACCUAAGGAGCAAGGUGGGGAGCUGACACCAAAAUACUUGGAAAGGCUGUACAUCUUCUCUCUCAUGUGGAGUGGGGGUACAUGGAUGCACUGGAAUACACACGUUGAAGAGUAUGUAUAUCCCAGUAGUGGUACACCAGAGUAUGGCUCAAUUCUUGUGCCUAAUGUUGACAAUGUGAGAAUGGAUUUCCUUAUUGAAACCAUAGCAAAACAGGGCAAGGCUGUCCUACUAAUUGGUGAGCAAGGAACUGCAAAGACUGUUAUAAUCAAAGGUUUUAUGUCAAAAUAUAACCCUGAAAGGCACAUGACUAAGAGUUUGAAUUUUUCAUCUGCAACGACCCCAUUAAUUUUUCAGCGUACAAUAGAAAGUUAUGUGGAUAAGCACAUGGGCACGACUUAUGGUCCUCCUGCAGGCAAAAAGAUGACAAUCUUCAUUGAUGAUGUGAACAUGCCCAUAAUCAAUGAAUGGGGAGAUCAGGUCACUAAUGAGAUAGUUAGGCAACUGAUGGAACAGAAAGGACUGUAUAACCUGGAAAAACCUGGUGAAUUUACCAACAUUGUGGACAUUCAGUUUUUGGCUGCCAUGAUCCACCCUGGGGGAGGUCGCAAUGAUAUUCCACAGAGGCUGAAGAGACAAUUUUCAGUGUUCAACUGUACUCUGCCUUCUAAUUCUUCCAUUGACAAAAUUUUUGGUGUAAUUGGAGAAGGGCACUACUGUAGUGAGCGGGGAUUUUCAGAUGAUGUGAAGAAAACAGUAGCCAAAUUGGUUCCAUUGACACGCAGACUGUGGCAGAUUACCAAGCUAAAAAUGUUGCCCACACCAGCCAAGUUUCAUUAUGUGUUCAACCUUCGAGACCUCUCGAGGAUUUGGCAAGGAAUGCUGAACACUACAUCGGAAGUGAUCAACGAACCACAGGUGCUGAUAAAACUGUGGAAGCAUGAAUGUAAGUGUGUUAUUGCUGAUCGUUUCACAACCUCAGAGGAUGUUAAUUGGUUUCACACAGCCCUGGCAAAACUCAUUGAGGAGGAAUUUGAAGAUCCAAAAGCUUGGCUGAGUCAUGAAACAGAUGCACUCUUUGUUGACUUCUUAAGGGAUGCACCUGCAAUAAUUGAUGAAAAGCCAGAGGAAGUUAAUUUAGAUAUUCCCAAAAUCUAUGAACCAAUCUCCUCAUUUCAUCAGCUACGGAAUCGUUUAAAUAAGUUUUUACAAACAUACAAUGAGAAUGUUCGUGGUACUGGAAUGGACAUGGUUUUCUUUGAGGAUGCUAUGGUUCAUUUAGUCAAGAUUUCUCGUGUGAUUCGCACUCCUCGUGGAAAUGCUCUUUUAGUUGGAGUUGGUGGCUCAGGAAAACAGAGCUUGACAAGAUUGGCGUCCUUCAUAGCGGGCUAUGAAACAUUCCAGAUAAUGUUGACUAGAUCAUACAACACUUUAGACUUGAUGGAAGAUCUGAAACUCUUAUACAGAACAGCAGGACUUCAAGGCAAAGGCACCUGUUUUCUUUUUACAGACAAUGAGAUCAAAGAUGAGUCUUUCUUGGAAUACUUGAACAAUGUUUUGUCAUCAGGAGAGGUGUCAAACUUAUUUACACGUGAUGAAGUAGAUGAGAUCAUUAGUGAUCUCAUUCCCUCCUGCAAAAAGGAACAUCCACGAAGACCUCCAACCAGUGAAGCUCUGUAUGAUUAUUUCAUGACCAGAGUCCGUCAGAACCUUCACGUAGUUCUUUGCUUUUCACCGGUAGGUGAAAAACUCAGAAAUAGGGCCCUGAAGUUCCCUGCUCUCAUUUCUGGAUGCACUAUAGAUUGGUUCAGCCAAUGGCCUAAGGAUGCUCUGGUAGCAGUAUCUGAACACUUUCUGUCCUCAUUUGAUAUGGACUGCACUGCUGAUAUCAAGAGGGAAAUUGUGCAGUGUAUGGGCUCAUUCCAGGAUGGAGUUGCAGAAAAGUGUUCUGAUUACUUUCAAAGAUACAGACGUUCUACACAUGUGACUCCCAAAUCCUACCUGACCUUUAUUCAGGGAUACAAAACCACAUACAAAGAAAAGCAUGCUGAAGUGCGAACGUUAUCAAACAGAAUAAAUACUGGUCUGGAAAAAUUGAAAGAGGCCUCUGAGUCAGUGGCUGCUCUAAGCAGAGAACUGGAGGUAAAAGAAAAGGAACUUCAAAUUGCCAAUGAAAAAGCUGACAUGGUAUUGAAAGAAGUUACUGUAAAAGCACAGGCUGCUGAGAAUGUGAAGGGUGAUGUUCAGAAAGUGAAAGACAAAGCGCAAGCAAUUGUAGACAGUAUCACGGUUGACAAAGCCAUUGCUGAAGAGAAGUUGGAAGCUGCCAAGCCUGCUUUGGAAGAGGCAGAAGCAGCCUUACAGACAAUAAAACCUGCAGAUAUUGCCACUGUCCGCACACUGGGUCGACCUCCUCACCUCAUCAUGCGAAUCAUGGACUGUGUGUUGCUGCUCUUCCAGCGUAAAGUCAACCAUGUGAAAAUUGAUCAGGAAAAAUGCUGUACUGUCCCAUCAUGGCAAGAAUCUCUGAAGCUGAUGACAACAGGGAACUUCUUACAGAGCCUGCAGCAUUUUCAGAAAGACACAAUUAAUGAAGAAGUGGUAGAACUGUUGAGCCCUUAUUUUGAAAUGGUGGACUACAACAUAGAGACGGCUAAGAGAGUAUGUGGGAAUGUUGCUGGCCUUUGCUCAUGGACCAAAGCUAUGGUGGUUUUUUUUUCCAUCAACAAAGAAGUAUUACCUUUAAAGGCUAAUUUAGCAAUUCAGGAGAAACGCCUAACCAACGCUAUGCUAGAUCUGCAGAAAGCUCAAGAAGAACUGGGAGCCAAGCAAGAAGAAUUAGAUAUUGUGCAAGCAGAGUAUGAAAAUGCAAUGAGAGAAAAACAGACUUUGCUGGAAGAUGCUGAGCGUUGCCGACAUAAAAUGCAAACUGCCUCAAGUCUUAUAAGUGGUUUAGCAGGUGAAAAAGAGAGGUGGACAGAACAGAGUAAAGAAUUUGCCAUGCAAACCAAGAGGUUAGUUGGUGAUGUACUCUUGGCUACAGCUUUUCUGUCCUACUCUGGUCCUUUUAACCAAGAGUUCCGCAGUCUGCUGUUAAAUGACUGGCAAAAGGAAAUGAAAAGCCGUAAAAUUCCUUUCCGUAACAACUUGAAUCUCAUUGAAAUGUUGACUGAUGCUCCAACUAUCAGUGAAUGGAACCUGCAAGGAUUGCCAAAUGAUGACUUAUCCAUACAGAAUGCGAUCAUUGUCACUAAAGCAUCUCGUUAUCCUUUAUUAAUUGAUCCACAAGCACAGGGUAAAAUUUGGAUUAAAAAUAAGGAAGGCAGAAAUGACCUUCAGAUCACUUCUUUGAAUCACAAGUAUUUUAGAAACCACUUAGAGGACAGUCUUUCUUUGGGAAGACCUCUUUUAGUAGAAGAUGUUGGAGAAGAGCUUGACCCAGCACUUGAUAAUGUUUUGGAAAGAAACAUCAUUAAAACAGGUUCAGCCAAUAAGGUGAAAGUUGGUGAUAAGGAAGUAGAUGUUAUGAAUGGCUUCAGACUUUACAUUACUACAAAACUGUCAAAUCCGUGUUACUCUCCUGAAAUUAGUGCUCAAACCUCCAUCAUUGAUUUUACAGUAACCUUGAAAGGUCUUGAAAAUCAGCUCUUAGGCAGAGUCAUUCUCACAGAGAAACAGGAAUUAGAGAAAGAAAGAACUGAUCUUAUUGAAGAUGUGACUAUGAACAAAAGGAGGAUUAAAGACCUAGAAGAUAACCUUUUAUUUCGACUUACAAGCACUAAGAGUUCUCUGGCAGAUGAUGAGACUCUACUAAUUGUAUUGAGUAACACUAAGAAGACUGCUGAGGAAGUAACACAGAAACUACAAACUUCUGCUGAAACUGAAGUGCAGAUCAAUACAGCCCGUGAAGAGUACAGACCUGUUGCAACUCGAGGUAGCAUCUUGUACUUCCUUCUCACUGAGAUGAGCAUGGUCAAUGUCAUGUAUCAGACAUCGCUUUGGCAGUUUUUGGGGCUUUUUGACCGCUCUCUAGCCAGGUCUACCAAGAGCCCUAUAACCAGCAAGAGGGUUACCAAUAUCAUUGAACAUAUGACAUAUGAAAUAUUCAAAUAUACUGCCCGAGGGCUCUAUGAGGAGCACAAAUUUCUUUUCACAUUACUGCUUACUUUGAAGAUUGAUAUACAAAGAAACAGAGUGAAGCAUGAAGAAUUUCUGACACUUAUUAAAGGUGGUGCUUCCCUAGACCUUAAAGCUUGUCCUCCUAAGCCAGCUAAAUGGAUUCUGGAUAUGACUUGGUUGAACUUGGUGGAGCUCAGUAAGCUUAAACAGUUUUCAGAUAUUCUUGAUCAAAUUUCCAGAGAAGAGAAGCAGUGGAAAAUCUGGUUUGAUAGUAAGAAUCCCGAAGAAGAAUUGGUUCCUAGUGGAUAUGGGCAAUCUCUGGACUGCUUCAGACAUCUUCUUCUUGUCAGAUCUUGGUGUCCUGACAGGACCAUAGCUCAGGCAAGAAAAUAUAUCUCUGACACUAUGGGGGAGAAAUAUGCAGAGGGAGUCAUCUUGGACUUGGAGAAAACAUGGGAAGAGUCAGAUCCACGUACUCCCCUCAUAUGCUUUCUUUCCAUGGGCUCUGAUCCUACGGACUCAAUUAUUGCUUUGGGAAAAAGACUGAAGACAGAAACGUGUUGUGUCUCCAUGGGCCAGGGGCAAGGAAUCCAUGCUCGUCAACUUCUACAGCAGACAAUGGCUCAUGGAGGUUGGGCACUUCUGCAAAAUUGCCACCUUGGACUUGACUUUCUGGAUGAGUUAAUGGACACUGUAAUAGAGACAGAGACUGUUCAUGAAAGCUUUCGACUGUGGAUGACAACUGACAUUCACAAGCAGUUCCCAAUCGCCCUUCUUCAAAUGUCAAUUAAGUUUACCAAUGAACCACCACAAGGACUCAGAGCUGGACUAAAGAGAACAUACAGUGGUGUCAGCCAGGAUUUAUUAGAUGCCAGUAAAAUGGUGCAAUGGAAACCACUGCUGUAUGCUGUAGCCUUCCUGCACUCCACUGUUCAAGAAAGGCGCAAGUUUGGGUCUCUGGGUUGGAAUAUACCCUAUGAGUUUAAUCAAGCUGAUUUCAAUGCUACUGUGCAGUUCGUUCAAAACCACUUGAAUCGCAUGGAUACCAAGAAGGGGAUCUCCUGGAGUACUGUUUGUUACAUGAUAGGUGAGAUCCAGUAUGGUGGUCGUGUGACAGAUGACUUUGACAAAAGGCUCAUGAACACCUUUGUAAAGGUUUGGUUCAGUGAAAAUACAUUCAGUCCGGAAUUUAGCUUCUACAAAGGAUACAGCAUACCCAAAUGUACUAUAGUGGAUCAAUACCUUCAGUAUAUACAGAGCCUUCCUGCUUAUGACACACCAGAGGUGUUUGGUUUGCACCCCAACGCGGAUAUCACCUACCAAAGUAAAGUUUCCAAAGAUGUAUUGGACACCAUCCUCAGUAUUCAGCCUAAAGAUAGCUCUGGUGGAGGAGGUGAAACUCGAGAGGAAGUUGUAGCCAGACUGGCUGCUGAUAUGCUGGAGAAAAUUCCUGCUGAUUAUGUACCAUUUGAAGUAAAAGAAAAACUAAAGAACAUGGGGCCUUUUCAGCCUAUGCACAUAUUUUUGCGACAGGAGAUUGAACAAAUGCAGAGAGUUAUUUCUUUAGUGAGAAGCACUCUGACUGAUCUAAAACUUGCCAUUGAUGGGACAAUAGUUAUGAGUGAGAAUCUGAGGGAUGCUUUAGACUGCAUGUAUGAUGGAAGGAUUCCUGCCAGCUGGAAAAAGGCAUCUUGGCCUUCCAGUACACUUGGUUUCUGGUUUACUGAGUUUCUAGAAAGAAAUCACCAGAUUUAUAAAUGGAUUUUUGAAAGUCAACCAAACUGCUUCUGGAUGACAGGGUUUUUUAAUCCUCAAGGAUUUUUAACUGCAGUGAGACAGGAAAUAACAAGAGCUAACAAAGGAUGGGCUCUUGACAGUGUGGUGCUGUGCAAUGAAGUCACUAAAUGGAUGAAGGAUGAUAUCACAAGCCCUCCUUCCGAAGGUGUCUACGUGUAUGGGCUGUAUUUGGAAGGAGCUGGUUGGGACAGAAGAAACGUGAGACUGACAGAAUCUAAGCCCAAGGUGCUCUUCGAGCUGAUGCCAGUUAUAAGGAUAUAUGCAGAGAAUAACACUGCAAAAGAUCCACGUCUGUAUUCAUGUCCGGUCUACAAAAAGAGCAGUCGAACAGAUCUGAAUUACAUUGUUGCUAUGGAUCUUAAAACCCGUCAGCCUCCAGAGCACUGGGUACUCCGUGGAGUAGCACUUCUGUGUGAUGUCAAGUAAUGUUUAAAAAGAAAUCAGACUGUUUCCAGGAGUACUUUUCUGAUUUUAAAUGUAAACAUUAGUAUGUAGUUAGAUACACAGUGGAACACUCCUAAAAAUAUUAUUUCUAAAUCAUAGACUUCAUUAUGGUAUUUUUAUAAAAUUGUUCUCAAUAAACCUCUACAAUAGGCUUAUAAAUGCUACAUCUUAUAGUGAAAUUAACUUUGGUGUCUUUGAAAAAUCAUGACAAAUAUUUAGUGUUUCUAUCACUUAUAUGUGCAUAAGCACUCCUCCUGUGUGCUUAAUUUUACCUUGAAUAAAGAGUAAUUGAUUUAAA
This is a messenger RNA of Cyanistes caeruleus (blue tit), 14322 nucleotides long. Lineage: Eukaryota; Metazoa; Chordata; Aves; Passeriformes; Paridae. The record is from RefSeq and is a predicted model, not a curated record.